AGGACACUUUACUGGUGAGGAUGCAAACAGGUUUAGAUCCUUUUCCUUGGAUAUAAAAAGGGACAGUCAGAUCCCACGGCCUGCUCUCUGCCAUGGCAGCGAGCAACUGGCGGGACAUGGAGCCGUCUUCAGAAGUAUAUGAUUAUAACCUAGUACCUGAGCAUACCACUAAAGGACAAUCAGAUGGCAAUACCCUCAACAACUUGUCAAGGGUGCUGGAGAAGUCCACGUAUUUCGAUGUCGCCACAUGCAUAGCCAGGGAAGAUGGAGCUGAGCCUAUCCAUCAGAGCAUACAGCUAGUCCGUCGUAAAUCCGAAGAACGGCAUUAUCUUUUCCUUGUGUGGACUGAAUCGGACCUGCCCUCUUUCUCUCUCUCUGGGUAUGAAAUUGCCGAAGAAAAGACUGCAGUUGAUGUUGAUAGUCACGGCACUCUCUGGACGAUUCUUUCUCUUGAGACGUCUCGCCUCAGUCUGCAAGAUGAUCAGCUGGAGGUUUGCCUUCGCGUCCCGAUCGGAGGAAGCGGGUGGAGCCAGCAGGGAUCAUCUACAAGGCAGUUACUACAUAUUCAUUUACUUAGUUAUACUACAAUCUACCUAGUACUAAUACCUCAUGACGACAUCUGUUGA
Messenger RNA from Penicilliopsis zonata CBS 506.65, 626 nucleotides. RefSeq lists its product as hypothetical. The coding region runs from base 93 to 626 and encodes 177 amino acids. The transcript has 6 exons. NCBI's taxonomy places the organism in Eukaryota, Fungi, Ascomycota, Eurotiomycetes, Eurotiales, Aspergillaceae. The record is from RefSeq and is a predicted model, not a curated record.